Xyrauchen texanus (razorback sucker) is the source of this 8608-nucleotide messenger RNA. Its product is annotated as mitogen-activated protein kinase-binding protein 1-like. Lineage: Eukaryota; Metazoa; Chordata; Actinopteri; Cypriniformes; Catostomidae. The record is from RefSeq and is a predicted model, not a curated record. The transcript is spliced from 31 exons. Gene Ontology annotation, molecular function: protein binding. The coding region runs from base 373 to 5106 and encodes 1577 amino acids.
AUUACGGUUGGAGGUGAUUCGCGGAGAUCCGAGACCGACUCACCGUCAAACUGCUCACUCGAAACAUGAAACAUGGUCCAUUGUAACAAAUGUACGUUAGUGUGGCGCGCGACGUCCACAGAUAUGUCAGACGACAGCACUACCGAACGGGAUUUAAAGCUCCUUUUAUAGUGGACAGCGAUGACGGUUCCGGUGCUUUGGCUUAUUAUUUAAAAAUAAAAGGCUGUUAAUAAUGUCUUAUUAUAAACGUGUAUUGCUGAAUUGAUUGUCGACUGCUUGAACAGCGAAGGGCAACAAUUCCGCCACCGUUCGUUGUUUGCUGGGACUGGAAACAUCGAUGCAAACAUUGAUUCAUCAGCACACCAAAUCAAGAUGACAGUGGAAAAUACAACUAUUAAAAGCCGGAUUAAGAGUCUGCUCCGAUCGCCUUCCAUCAAAUUAAGAAGAAGUAAUCCUGGGAACAACAAGGAGAAUCUCAGUAAUAAGGUAACGUUGGAGAAAGUUCUGGGAAUCACUUCCGCUGGGAAUCGUGCUUUAGCGUGUGACCCACACUCAGGACUUGUUGGCUACCCAGCCGGGUGUGUGGUGGUGCUACUGAACCCGAAGAAAAACAAACAACAUCAUAUUCUCAAUAGCUCCAGGAAAACCAUCACUACGCUCGCCUUCUCUCCCGAUGGCAAAUAUGUGGUCACGGGCGAGAGUGGUCAUAUGCCGGCGGUGCGUGUCUGGGAUGUGGCAGAGAGGACACAGGUGGCAGAGUUGCAUGAACACAAGUACGGCGUGGCGUGUGUGGCUUUCUCCCCCAACAGCAAAUAUAUCAUCAGCGUGGGUUACCAGCACGACAUGAUCGUCAACGUCUGGGCCUGGAAGAAAAACGUAGUGGUUGCCGCCAACAAAGUGUCCAGUAAAGUGUCAGCUGUGUCUUUCUCGGAUGACAGCUCUUAUUUUGUUACAGCUGGAAACAGACACGUGAAGUUCUGGUAUCUUGACCACACCAAGUCUUCCAAGGUGAAUGCCACAGUCCCAUUACUGGGACGCUCUGGUCUUCUCGGAGAGCUGCGGAAUAACUUCUUCAGCGACGUGGCCUGUGGAAAGGGCCGGAAGGUGAGCAGCACCUUCUGCAUCACUUCCUCUGGGCUGCUCUGUGAGUUCAACGACAGAAGAAUGCUGGACAAGUGGGUGGAGCUUAGGAGAAAUGACAGUUUCACAACUAGCAUGGCCACGUCUCUGUCGGUCACUGAGGAUCUGAUCUUCUGUGGUUGUGCUGAUGGUACCGUGAGAGCAUUCAGUCCUAUUGAUCUGCACUUCAUUUGCACGCUGCCUCACCCUCACAGUCUGGGCACAGACAUCGCUACUGUUACUGAGGCCAGCCACCUCUUUGCAUACAAGGAUAAUGUGCGCUAUCCUGAUGCUGUAGCUGUGUCCUACGACCCUGUGAACCGCUGGCUGUCCUGUGUGUAUAACGACCACAGUCUGUACGUGUGGGACGUCCGUGAUCUUCGUAAAGUGGGGAAGGUUUACUCCGCUCUCUACCAUUCAUCCUGUGUGUGGAGUGUAGAGGUGUACCCAGAGUCGAGUGAUGGUGAACAGCCCCGUUUGUCUCCAGGAUGUUUCCUCAGCUGUUCAUCUGACAACACUAUCCGUUUAUGGAACACAGAUGCUCAAAACACCACACUCAGCCGAAAUGUAAUCAGCAAUGACCUUCAGAAGGUCAUUUAUAUGGACAACAACACCUCCACCCUGCUAGACACGGACUGCACCAUCUCCAAUAGCUCAGAGAAGGCUGACCCGCAGACCUCUGAGAACCGCACGGGCAUUAGGACCAUGUGUGUGAGUCCAGAUGGGCUGCACCUGGCAUCAGGGGACCGCAACGGCACACUGAGAAUCCACGAUUUGGAGAGCAUGGAAGAUAUUCUGGAUGUUCAGGCCCAUGACUCUGAGAUCUUGUGUCUGGAGUACUCUAAACCAGAGACUGGGCUGAAGCUGUUAGCCACCGCUAGUAGAGACAGACUGAUCCAUGUGCUGGAUGUGGAGCAGGAAUAUGGUCUGCUACAAACACUGGAUGAACACUCGUCCUCUAUCACUGCUGUCCGAUUUGCUGCUAAUGAUGGCAAAGUCCGAAUGAUCAGUUGUGGUGCUGAUAAAAGUAUCUACUUCCGCACAGCACAGAAGACAGAGGAAGGCACACAGUUCACACGUACUCAUCACAUAGUGAGGAAGACCACUCUGUACGACAUGGAUAUCGACCCCACACGAAAGUACUCUGUAAUAGGCUGUCAGGAUCGCAGCAUCAGGAUCUUUAACAUCUGCAAUGGCAAACAGAAGAAAGUCUACAAGGGUUCUCAGGGCGAAGAUGGGACACUUAUCAAGGUCCAGACGGAUCCCUCUGGUCUGUAUGUGGCCACAAGCUGCUCAGACAAAAACAUCAGUAUCUAUGACUUCUACACUGGAGAAUGUGUGGCCACCAUGUUUGGCCAUUCUGAGAUUGUAACAGGGAUGAAGUUUACUAAUGACUGUAGGCAUCUGAUAUCUGUGUCCGGAGACAGUUGUAUAUUUGUGUGGCGACUGUGUCCUGAGUUGACCAUCAAUAUGAGACAGCGGCUCUCAGACCUGAAACAAAACACCAAACCAGUUCAGAAGACCCCUCCGAACAAACAUCAUACACUUAGCACAAGGAGAGAAAUCCACAGCGCUCCAGUCAUUGCUAACAUGUCAUCUGACAGUGACAAAGACAUGGAGGAAGAGGAGUGUAUUGAGGAAGAAGAUGAAAUGUUUCCACACCUGUCAUCAGGCAGCAGUGCCAGCGAGGAGACUGGAUCGUCAGAGGAGAAGCACAAUACUCUUAAUUCCAAGAUGAGGAAGCAAUCCAACAGCAGUACUGAAUGCGAGGGUACAGGUUUGCGGCCGAGGCGCCGCUGGUCCAGACGUUUAGGCAGUAUGGAUCUGAAAGUGAAGUCCAUGCUGGAUCUGAGGCAACUGGAGUCUUUCGCCAUGCCCCUUUUUCCCAGCAAAAACCCUGAUGUUCAUAAAGAACCUCCAUCGGCCAAGAACCAGGAACUGGGCAGCACCAUCAGCUUGCAGACCCUAGCUGCAUGGGUACCGGAAAAGAGUGGACCAGGUGGACAAACUCGUCCUCAUUACAUCCAGCUGUUGCCUCAAACCCCAGACACAGAGGUGCUGUAUCCUGAAGGAUGUGAUGACCAGAUCAGUCUUGCCGACAGUGAGUAUCAGGUGAAGAGGUUACCUCAUGGAGCAAGAUAUGCUAAAGUGAACUCUUGUCCUGAAAAGCAGAGUCCAGAUAGUGCCUGCUCCAUGGAGUACUCUAGUAGUCACCUGUCCAGCCCUGAGCACCCUGGUGAAGAUUCUGAGCCCACUGAACCACUGAGUGUAGAUGGAAACUCAUCAGAACUGGAUAUGGAAGAUCUUGAUGAGGAAGAAGAGGAGAGCUUGAGGAAGAAUGAAGUUCAGACUCCUGUGCCUCAGACCCCAGACCAGGGGGCUUUCCUCAAAAAGCACUUUGCAAACCUAUCAGACCUCAACAAUCCUGCAAGUCCAACCAGAGUAGCUUCAAACAUUUCUGACAGCAUGUCAUCAAAGUUCCUCUCUCAAAACUCUCCCAGCAGACAUGCAUUCCCUUUCCAUUCAAACAAAAGCAGUGAUGGUAAAACUGCCAGUGGAUUUGUGCGUCCCUUGAUCUCAGAAGUGCGCCCUCUCAUGGAGAAUAAGAGCCAAGGCAAACAGCAAGAGUCCCAAGGCUCUGAGAAGACAACAGGUCAGCGUCUAAUCCAGAAGAAACGCACACCAACAGUAGACUCCCGCAGACUGUUCGGCCCAGUUGCUAAAGCUGCUGCAAGUCAUGCUAGUUCUGCAGGAAUGAGAAAAGCCCAAUCUAUACACAACAUCUCCUCAGAAGCCGACACUGUCCAAGCAUUCACUCGUCCCUCUCAGGAAGUCUACCCUCAGCCCCUGACCCCUGAAAGAGGUGUCUCCUCUACACCACGCCGUUCCCUUCCCACCGUCCCGCUUACCAGUCCCACGACCACCCUGCCAAGAGACAUCACCACGCCCACCAAGCUUAAAGCUCGCUCUUAUAUGAGCCCCACCACCAGCUCCAUGGCCAAGAUGUCCCGCUCAGUGUCCAUGGGGGACAGCCUGAACGUGGUAGAACUUGGAGAAGACACUGUAUCCUCUGGAUAUGACUCAUCCAAACCUCGGAGCACCUCCCAGAGCAAGCCCACCACUCCUGUCACCUUCAUCUCCUCCCCUGCAUCCCCAUUUCCAGGCCCCUACAUGCCCCAUGCAGCUGUCAUACCUACAUUCAGCGCUGGAUCAACUGGAAGCUCAGCUUCUAAAGGUCUCCAGUCCAAACUGACUGGCAGUGCUCGCCCCCUACUCCAUAUAGACAUUCCCAAUACUCUUCCAGACAAACUCUCCAUAUCCACCCUCUCACCAAGCAACAAGAGCCCCAGGCUUGUACAAAAUGACAAGGAGUCCUCAAGCAGAACACCAACAACUCUUUCAACAAAAUCUCAUCAACAAAGCUUUCAGCUGCCCAGCAGCAUCGUACAGCCGGUCUUAGCUGUACAUUUAACCCCAUCUGAAAUCACAGACUCAGACCAGAUUGAGCUUAAUGUGGGACUCAAUCCAGACCAAACUAAAGACUUAAUGGAAGCUAACCUAAAGUCACAUUUGGAACCAGGAGAAGAGGAAACUGAGAGGGACAUGGGCCAGGCCAGUCUUGGUCUUCUUCAGCCUCAGGAUUCAGACACAUCUCUCAGUGUUGAUUCUUGUAGGCUGGUUGCUAAUGAAUUGCAGACCAGUUUUAAAAGAGCCUCUCACCUCUACAAAAUGCUAAGCAACUCCAACGACUCCAGCGACGAGCAGCAGAAGAUGGCACGUGUGCUUAGCGAAGCUUUUGAGUCGAUGCGAGCUGAGCUGAUCUCCCUGCCGCCCUGUGCACCUUCAAAAUCAACAAGUGCUGGCACCGUGCGCAUGAUAGCUAACAGUGAUGCAACUCUGGGUGACAAUAGGACGCUAGAGCUUCUAGAGCAGUAUUCCAAACUGCUCCUUACUGCGGUGGAGAAAAGAAUGGACAGCAAAAUCUGACUUUUCCAAUCAGAUAUCAAGCCAUAACGCUACAUAGAUAGCAAAGAAUUUGUAAUAAAUAUAUUGAACUGAAAUGCCGCUAUCCUACCUCCAUGUUUAGCAUACUGUUACAGUGGCAUGUGUUAUUCCUCGUAUGUUUUUGUUGGCUGCAUGGUACAGCUUGUUCGAAACAAAAAGGAUUCCAUGGUUACCAUUUUAAAGACAAAGAUGCAUAAGAAGCAUUAGGAUACAAUAUUCUGUCAAAUUCUGAAGUUCAACACUGUUACUGUGAAAACAAACUUGUUGGGAGGCCUCUCCAGCAAGCAUCAUGUUUUGAACUUGAACUUAUAAGUGAUAUUUAAAGAUUUCCUAAAAUUCCUUAAAAUUCAGACGAACUGGUGUCCCUGGAAGUCUUAACCAGGCAGAUUUGUCUCAUUUUUACCUUUUAUUAUGGAAUGGUUUUAUACUGUAUGUUGUGUUUGUGCUGAUACUCUCAAGUUGAACUGGGAUGUCGGGAUGUAUAUUUAAUCUGAUAUAUAGGUGAUAGGUCAGUGAGGCUCUUCAGAGCAUGUUUGUUGUACAGUUUCUAUUUUACAAGACCCAAAAGGGUCGGUUUGGUGCCAUAAGAAAGCUCGGUGUCACCAGAAAUGUGGAAUUUGGAGGAACGUUUUGUGUGGAGAAGUUUUUAUUAACCUAACUAAAUUUUGAAGAAUGAUUUUGUAUCAUUUUAUUUGCAGAAGUUUUGUACUUGAAAUAGUAAUUGUCUCAAGGAUACGGGUGCCUUAAUCUUGACCAGCAAUUUGUUGUUGAGGAAUAAUCCGGCAUUUGUAAUUCAAAGGUUAUAUGAUGAAACGAACAGUACUAUAUAGAUACUGUCCUCUUAUAAAUGAUUCAUUUCAGGUAACAAAACAGAAACAAAACUGCCAUAAAACAACUGGAUUGAAUUGAUUGUUCUGGUGACACUGGUGAUGAUAUCUUAGUAGGAUAUCUUAGAUAUCAUAGUAGAGUGCUUCUCAACUGGUUUUGAUUUUCUAUUAGAUGUAAAGUGGCAGAUUUUGAUUGGAUGCACACAGACCAGGUACACCCCUUCAUAGCAAUGGUAUUCCCUGAUGGCAUUGGCCUCUUUCAGUGGGAUAAUGCGCCCUGCCACACUGCUCACAUUGUUUGGGAAUGGUUUGAGGAACAUGAUGAAGAGUUCAAGGUGUUGCCCUCGGCUCAAAUUCCUCAGAUCUCAAUCCGAUUGAGCAUCAUUGGGAUGUGCUGGACCAACACGUCAGAUCCACGGUGGCUCCACAUCUCAACUUAUAGGACUUGAAGGAUCUGCUGCAAAUGUCUUGGUGCCGGAUACCACAGGACACCUUCAGGGGUCUUGUAAUGUCCAACAGCAUAUUAGGCAGGUGGUCAUGCUGUAAUGUUUUGGCCAAUCAGUGUAAGAAUUUUUGCCACCAUUUUUAAAAUGGAUAAACCUAUUUAUUUAGCUAUUGUAACUAUGCACAAGGAUAUGGUUAGUUGUAUUUAGGAUUGCAUUUUCCCCACUGUCUGUGUGAUCCUCCAGUUGGGAAUCACUGUCCUAAUAGAUACCAAGACAAUGAAGGGCACAUUUUGUGAAAUAUCUUCUUUUCUGAUCAAAUUAUAAGAAAAGUUUACCAAUUUUUCAGUACUUGGGUUUACCUUUGUCCAAUACCGUUGUCCUGAACAGAAAAGCAUUUUUAACUGGAGAACUUUGCUUGUUUCAGUUUUUUUCCCAAGGAUUACUUCUUAAAUGUACAUUUUAUUAUCAUAAACGUGCUAUUAAUCAUUUAUCCAAGAGCAGAACUUUUAUUCAGCCAUUCUAUCCUGACUUCUUGAAAAUAAAAUUAAAAUCCUUAUUUGUAUUACCAACAAUCCCUUGCUAACUAGGUUGAGGUGUAGACCUAUCUUUUCCAUAAUAUUGAUAAUGUACAGUAAAGCACUUUUAACUAAAUAACUAAGCUAACAUUAAUUCAAAUAAUGGCGUUAUGUUAAGUGUACUGUAAUUUCUAAUCUAUAUGGAUUUUGCACAUAUUUUGUACAAUCCAGAUGCUUGUACUGUUUCAAAGAGAUGUUUGCAACUAUGUUAGCAACUAGCUCAGAAUAGCUGCAACUUGCUCGAUGGCUGAGAUGCAUCAAUUACAUUUAUUUAAAUGUUAUAUCUAGAGAGCAGUUCCACCUGGAUCACAUUCUCUCAGGCUCUAUUGGUAAAAAUGUUUAGUGAAACGUGAAAUGUGCAAUUGCUGUACUAUUGAUCAAGGACAAUACCAAAAACCAAAACCGUGUUUGCAUGCACACCAAUUUGCUCAUUACUAACAAAAAUCUGCAUAUUCAAACAUUUCAACAGCGCAAGAAAAAUGAGAUUUGAAAUCAUCUGAUUAUUCUCAUCAAAAUGUAAAUAGGCAUUCAUGCAACAUUUGUGAACACUGGAAGCUAAACCGGUAAAGGUGUUUACAUGCACGUCAAUCUGUGAUGAUCAGUUUUAGCUUAAACUGUUUAUGACUUUACACCGCUAAAAGAAAGCUGUUUAAUGCGUUUACAUAAACGAGCAUGAUUUCAUGCACGUUCAUUAUGCUUAUGAUAAUGCUAUGGUUUUUGAAAGUUAUCAGUGUAAUGGUGUGCAUAUAAAUGCACUCGUUGUCCACUAAUUAAGCGCAAUCAGUGCAAGAUCGUGCAUGCAAAUGCUCUCAGUGAUGCUGUUUCAAUGGGGACUGCAUUUGCAUACAUGUGGUAAACAAUUCUGCCCUAGAAAGGCAAAACGCAGUAACUAAGCCAACAGUGAAACUGAGAAAAUUGGCUUUGAAAAUUUUGAAUUGUCCAAGCAAAUGUGGAUCAUACAUUUUCAGAAUUCAGAGAAACUUCUGUCACAGGAAACAUCAUAGUGUUUUACAGAACUGUAUACUGAUAUUAAAAUGAUUAAUACAGAUAUCCAUUAUUUUCAGCACAUUUUAGUAUGCAAAAAAGCUUACAUUCCCGCUGUCAUGAAAAGUGCUAUGGCUUUAAUCAAGACUUUGAAAUGCAUGAGAUAAAAUAAUAUAAUGUGAACUCGAACAGACUUGGUUUAGCUAGCUAGUGGGCAUCAGUGAUGUAAAAGAUUGAAAAAUGAUUACAGUACAACUGCUUAGGUAAUAAAGUAAAUAUAAUAAGAGAAUCACUCUAUUCUUAGCAUGAAUACACUACUUAUGCAUGGAAAACGGUGGGCUUUAGGGUUGACUUACACCCUAAACUAGAAUGCACGGCUGAACGCUUGAUUUGCUCCUCAAACCUUCAGCUUUCAAUGCUAUCUUUGUGGUGAUCUAGCUUUGCUCUCAUCUAAUGUAUGGCUUACUGAACAAGAUGUAGAAAUACAGAUGGACCAGUGGUUUCUAGACUGUUUGUUUCUUUUUGGAAACUUGUUACUUUUGUCUUAUCUUUCGCUCCUAACCGAAGUCAAGUGUUUCUAUCCUGAAUGUUCAUACAAUCUAUCAUCCAAAAUCUUUUUCUCAGAGAAGUCAAACAAAUAAAACUGUUUAUU